Messenger RNA from Postia placenta MAD-698-R-SB12, 1577 nucleotides. RefSeq lists its product as hypothetical. Bases 59 to 1327 code for a protein of 422 amino acids. The record is from RefSeq and is a predicted model, not a curated record. NCBI's taxonomy places the organism in Eukaryota, Fungi, Basidiomycota, Agaricomycetes, Polyporales, Adustoporiaceae. The transcript has 3 exons.
GCCUCUCCUUGAGCUUCCUCCGUUGAUUCGAUGACCCGCGCAUCCUCUUCGUGCGGAUAUGAACAACGAAGAUGUGAAGUCCGCCACCUCUCCAGACAAUCGAGCAGGUCGCCCACGAACACUCAAAGGCGGUGGCACCCAGCAUCUACUUCCCAAGGUACCCCUCGAGAUAUCAGACUUGAUCAUCGACGAACUGGGGUCUACAUACCAGCGCUCGACCCUCGCCGCAUGUGCUCUGACAUGUCGCGACUGGCUCCAUCGCAGCCGCUAUCACAUUCACGCCGCCGUCCGGAUAGAUUGCACCAGUAAUCUCCCACGCCUCACCGAGCUGUACUCGCCGGCAUGGGGACUUGCGGGGUAUGUGCGCAGCCUAAGCAUUGACGCAUGCGAUGUACUGGGCGAUGGGCUCCCGGCACCACACCCGUGGAUUGACAACGCGCGCGACUUGUUGAGGCUAUUGACCAAGAUCGAGCGGCUCUCGCUGGACGCGAUCAUCUGGCAGGAUCUGGGAGCGGAGAUCCAGGCGCUACUUCUCAAUCACUAUCCCCUCGUCAAGGACCUGUGGAUGUCGACAUGCGACUUUAGGAGACCUUCGCAGCUAGUCAGCCUUCUGCAGGCCUUUCCUCGGAUCGAAUGCGUGCGCAUGGAGGCGAUGGCGAUGGUAAGCAUGGAGGAGACGAUAGUGGUGCAGGACGGAUCGAGAAAGGAGCUGCGCCUGCAGUGGUUGGACGUCGGAGAUCUCUGCACGAUGCCGAGCAUCGUGGCAAGGUGGGCGAGGAGUUACGAGCACAUCGCGAUUGAGAACAUGCAUUUCUCGUGGGGUUGCGAGGAUCCGGCCGAACUGGGACAACUCCUCGAGCGCGCUGGGCCAUCUUUGAAAACUCUUUCGAUCACGAUGGACAACCGCAUUCCGGAUGCGCUCGCGGAUAAGGGUCCGCUCAAUCAGUUCCUCAAUCUGGGCUACAACUCGGGCCUGAGGUCAUUGCGGCUUCUGCUUCGCCUAGAACCUUUUGAAGUCGAAGAUCUGUCGUGGAUUUCGGAUCUCAUCGGACCUAUUUCCUCAACUCAGCUGAGGCAUGUUGCGAUCUACAUGGAAGUGCUCGUGGAUGACCAGCUUGAUCGUAUCAAAUGGGAUGUGAUUGAUUCUGCCCUCGCCAGCGAACAGCUGAGCAGCCUCCAGAAGGUCGAGCUGGGCAUUUUGCAGCGUCGCAAGUAUGGCGAACCGGUGGACGACUCUCAAGAGGACCGGGUAAAGAAUAGGGUCACGAAGAAGCUGCCGAAACUUGCAGCGCGGCCGAUCUUCGAGGUGACAUACCAGGACGCAUGAUACGGAGCAGGGAGCUUGUGUAAGUGUGAGCUACGUGUGUGCGACAGCGUGUGCCUGUGAAAGGCCCAGCUGCACUGGGCUGACCCUUUCAGAGGACAUUUGGCGCCAUGCAGCAACGCUCAUACUGAUGUGGCGUCAUAGGGGAGGAUACGUUACAGUACAUUAGGGGGAUUUUAACACCGUGUGGUAUCGCAGGACGCUUCAGUAUAAAGAUUUCCGAAGCCAAUAAGGAUACUCUCAUUCCUUGCAA